GCAGCACCAGCUCGGGCUUUUCCUGCCACCAUGCAUAAAACGGACUCGCGGGGCCCCAGAGCUCCAGAUCGCACCACAGUGCCUCCAGCCAGCUCCUGCGCUCCAGACUCCAGCCACACUCCUGCUCAGCGCCAUGGCCCCAGCCACACGUCCUCUCCUGAGUGCAGCGCUGCUGUUGCUGCUGUUGCUGGCCACCAGCCACCAAGCUACAGGGGCUAUUGUGGUCACUGAGUUGCGCUGUCAGUGCCUGAAGACCAUACCAAGGAUUGAUUUCAAGAGCAUCCAGAGCUUGAAGGUGACGCCCCCAGGACCCCAAUGCACCCAGACUGAAGUCAUAGCCACUCUCAAGAACGGUAAAGAAGUUUGUCUCGACCCUGAAGCCCCCUUGGUUCGGAAGAUCAUCCAAAAGAUACUGAACAAAGACAAGGCUAACUGAGCUGGAAAUCACUGGCGUGUGGGCUGCUGUACCUCAAGGAGAAGAUUCAAAGAGAAAAGAAACAAACAGCACCCAGGAAGCCUGGAUUGUUCCUGAUGCGUCCUACUGUCUGAAAGUUUAACUAUUUAUUUAUAUAUGUAUUUAUUUAUUUAUUUUUCAUUUCUCGGAUAUCAUUACGUUUAUUGUGAUAUUUAAAGAUAUAAAAGUUUGGCAAUUCUCUGUAAUAUUUUAAAAGGUCAUUUUAAUAUGUUAAAUCAAAGUUAUUUGACUUAUGUAGUUGGAAGGUAAUGAAUUUUGAAAUCUGUCCAUUCAUUAUUUUCUGAGGGGGUGAGUUAGGCACUAGCUACAUCAUGCCCUUGCUAUGAUAGAGACUGGGGGAAGACUGGGGGGAGAGUCAUAGACAGAUGCAGUCAGAUUGCUUUUGAGGUAGGAUUGGGCAUCUAUACAUCCGUUUUUAUAGGUAUCAAGAAGAAUAGAACAGCUGUUGUUUAUUGUUCAAUGUUUUUGCACUAUGUGGACAGCAUUUCUGAUGCUGACUUUUCAAUCACAGUAAUGUGAGUAUCCCUUGGACAUUUUACGUCUUCUUUGUAAGGCACAGUGCCUCGGUUAGCAAUUAUUUUGCCAUAUUUUCUCAUGUCUUGAAGUGGAAACAUUUAUUUAUUCA
Molecule: messenger RNA, 1100 nt
Organism: Myodes glareolus (Bank vole)
Lineage: Eukaryota; Metazoa; Chordata; Mammalia; Rodentia; Cricetidae
Product: C-X-C motif chemokine 2-like
Biological process (GO): immune response; defense response; chemotaxis
Cellular component (GO): extracellular region
Molecular function (GO): chemokine activity
Source: RefSeq, a predicted model, not a curated record